UGAUCAUUCCGUGUUUGUGGGACUGUGACACGUAAGUGUGUCUGUCUCAUCUGCGUGACCAGGCAGGACACCUCCACCUGGGACAGGGAGAACAGAGAGAGGACUUUACUGACCCCUCUGUCCCCCAACCAAAACCGGUUUAUAUCUGAACAUAUUCAGCAUGGAGGCGGGAGACGCGACUGCAGGAGCUCUUGUAGGCAAUGAUGGAGAAGGACAGAAGGAAGAAACUGCAAAGAAGGACACAGCUCCUAAAAAAGAUGAACCCCGGGGCAAAAGUGGGUUUGAGAAGAUCUUUGGGUUCAGGAAGGAGGACCUGACCUCCUGGAAUAGUCUAGUGACGCUUCUGAACCGCCCCACUGACCCUGCAUCCCUGGGCAUCUUCCGCUGCUUGUUUGGUUUGCUGAUGGCCAUCGAUGUCACACAGGAACGUGGUCUCAGUCACCUGGACUAUAAGUACCUGGAUGGAGCCCCUGUGUGUCGCUUCCCCCUUUUCAAUUUCUUACAGCCACUGCCCCUUGAUUGGAUGUAUCUGGUGUAUGUGGUGAUGUUCCUCGGAGCCGUGGGCAUCAUGCUUGGCUGUCUCUACCGCCUCUCCUGCCUCAUGUUCAUCUCCACGUACUGGUACAUUUUCUUUUUGGACAAAACAACUUGGAACAAUCACUCGUACCUCUACGGCCUCAUUGGAUUUCAGCUCACACUUAUGAACGGCAACAGAUACUGGUCAAUCGAUGGAUUGCGGAGGCCCUCCAUUAAGAAUGCUCAUGUGCCUCUGUGGAAUUACACGCUGUUGAGGAUGCAGAUAUUUAUUGUAUACUUCAUCGCUGGAGUCAAAAAGCUGGAUACUGAUUGGGUGGAAGGAUACUCCAUGUCAUACUUGGCACACCAUUGGCUGUUUGAUCCUUUUAAAGUGAUCCUUCCUGUGGAGUUAGUUAAUCUGCUGGUGGUGCACGGAGGGGGUCUCAUUCUGGAUCUUAGCGCCGGGUACCUGCUGUUUUUUGAUGUCACAAGACCUUUUGGAAUUUUCUUUGUCUCCUACUUCCACUGCAUGAACUCUCAGCUCUUCAGCAUCGGGAUGUUUUCAUACACAAUGCUGGCCACAAGUCCCCUCUUUUGCUACACCGACUGGCCAAGGAGAUUCUUCGCCCGCUUCCCAGAAUUCCUCAGGGCAGUCCUGCCACUCACCUCGGACCCAGUGGACAUUCAGCCAAGCACUUCCUGUGUUUACAGUGAAGUCCAAAGCACAAACACCGAGCGCCAGGAGACCCCACCUGUCGCCAAAGCCGGCAAACUAAGACUGAAGCACAAGCUGGGAGCCAUUUUUACUGUUCUCUACAUAGUGGAACAGCUCUUCCUGCCGUACUCACACUUCAUCACACAGGGUUACAACAACUGGACCAAUGGCUUGUAUGGCUACUCUUGGGACAUGAUGAUUCACUCCCGCAGCCAUCAGCAUGUCAAGAUCACCUACAAAGAUGGAAAAACUGGAGAAAUUGGAUAUUUGAACCCAGGGGUGUUCACGCAAAGCCGUCGCUGGAAAGACCACGGGGACAUGCUGAAGCAGUACGCUACGUGCCUCGACCAGUUCCUGCCCCGCUAUAAUAUCACCGAUCCUGAAAUCUACUUUGACAUCUGGGUGUCGAUUAAUGAACGCUUUCAGCAAAGGAUCUUUGACCCCCGCGUUGACGUUGUAAAGGCCGAUUGGUCUCCUUUCCGACCAAACGCAUGGUUGAUGCCUCUACUGGUGGACCUCUCUCCCUGGAGGACAAAGUUCCAGGAGAUUGAGGGCAGUUUGGACAAUCAGACAGAGAUCGUCUUUAUUGCUGAUUUCCCAGGUCUCCAUUUAGAGAACUUCGUUAGUGAAGAUCUGGGCAACACCAGCAUCCAAGUACUGCAGGGCACAGUGAACGUGGAGGUGGUGGAGGAAAAGAAGAACUACACCCUGCAGCCUGGGGAGCAGAUAAAGGUGCCGGCAGGAGCUUACCAUAAAGUGUACACAGUGUCUGAAGAGGCCUCUUGCUACAUGUACAUCUACGUCAACACCACAGAGGCGGCGCUGCAGGAGAACUUCACCAAGCUGUUUGAGAUCCAGGAGCGUGUUCGCAACGGAACAGAAACUGAGCCCCUUCCUCCCGAGCUGCAGCCCCUUAUUGCUGCAGACAAUGACGACGGGGCGGAGGUGAACGCCACCGACCCAAUUGUACAGCUGUUCCUGAAGAGACAGCGCCGCAUGAAGGAAGUGAAGAAACGCAGAGAGGCCGGCAUUCUGCAGCGAAUUGAGCGCUUCGCAGUGAAAAAAUACUACACAAUACGGCGGGGAUUCUUGAUGACAGCCAUCGCUAUGAGGAACCUAGCAGUGGGUCUUCCUCCUCUUGAUCAGCUGACGAGAGAAAUUGAGUUCGCCAACUUAAAAGAGCCGCAGGCAGAUGGCAGCCAGGAAGACCGUCUGAAAGAUGAAGUCGGCCACGGAGAACUUUAAAGUUGCGCUGGGAUCAAACGCACUCGGCUAAAUUGGCUGCAUGUGCUGGAUCACACACUCGCAUGUGUGUUGGUACUACUGGACUGUUACUGAGGCGACCUGGCCCAGAAAUCAAAGGAUUUUUAAUUUUCUAAGCUUCAGAAGCAUUUGGCAUUUCAGAUUCUUUCCAAGUGAAAAGACAGUAUUUUUUUUUUUUUUUUUUAAAGUGUUUGUUAAUGAAUCUGAAUCUCUGCAGAGCACAUGUUUCUGUUGAUGCUGCAGCACACCGAGAAUAAUUGAUUAAACUUGAUUUAAUGUUUUUUAAGUUUUGAAUGUGGAAUGAAGUGUUUCACACAAAGGUCUUAUAAAAGGGAAAGAUUGUUUGCAAAUGAUCUGACUUGAUGAACUGACUGGCACUAUCCUGCUGCCUUUAUAUUUCCACAGCGCUAACUUUCUAAUCAUACAGAAGAAUAUGUGGAGCUUUUUCUGUUUUUGCAAGAAUUCUCUGAACUUCUAUGCGAACCCUGUAAUGUGAGAAGCCUAACAAACUGUUUUUAGCUUGUCAAUCGAUGCGAUUUUUGUAGUCCCUUUUUUAAUAAAGCGAUCAUGUUUGAAUACA
Labrus mixtus (cuckoo wrasse) is the source of this 3074-nucleotide messenger RNA. RefSeq names its product gamma-glutamyl carboxylase (gene ggcx). Gene Ontology annotation, molecular function: vitamin binding; gamma-glutamyl carboxylase activity. Gene Ontology annotation, biological process: peptidyl-glutamic acid carboxylation. NCBI's taxonomy places the organism in Eukaryota, Metazoa, Chordata, Actinopteri, Labriformes, Labridae. The transcript has 15 exons. The record is from RefSeq and is a predicted model, not a curated record. The coding region runs from base 161 to 2476 and encodes 771 amino acids.